Stegodyphus dumicola is the source of this 4007-nucleotide messenger RNA. It is a transcript of the gene Etf-QO, whose product is annotated as electron transfer flavoprotein-ubiquinone oxidoreductase. Lineage: Eukaryota; Metazoa; Arthropoda; Arachnida; Araneae; Eresidae. Gene Ontology annotation, molecular function: iron-sulfur cluster binding; electron-transferring-flavoprotein dehydrogenase activity. Gene Ontology annotation, biological process: electron transport chain. The record is from RefSeq and is a predicted model, not a curated record. Gene Ontology annotation, cellular component: mitochondrial inner membrane.
UUUCUUUUUGUUAAAUUCCUCGCAAAACUGUCGAAAAAGGUGUGUGAAAUCGAAGAAUUAUUUACUGCGCAUCGACUACAGAAUUUUUUUAUUUUUUAUUUUUCAUAAAAACCUAUUCUUGAAACAUUUUGCGACAGCUACAACGGCAAUGUGUUUUAAGUGACUAGCAGACGGUUUUAUUUAUUUUGUAAUCACAGGGAAAACUUUGAUAAAGAGCAAUGUUAGAUCGAUGCUUGAGACUGAUCAUCCAAAAGCAGCGGUAUUACUCCACAGCUGUUCCAAGAAUCACCACACAUUAUACCAUAGUUUCCCGUGAAACAGAUCCAAGAUGGCAAGGUAUUUCUAUGGAGAGGGUGAGUGAUGAAACAGAUGUUGUUAUUGUGGGUGGAGGUCCUGCUGGUAUGACAGCAGCCAUCAGGUUAAAACAGUUAGUAAAUGAAAAGGGAAAGGAUGUUAGAGUGUGUUUAGUUGAAAAAGCUUCUGAAAUUGGUGGACAUAUUUUAUCAGGAGCAUGUAUCGAAACUCAAGCACUGGACACUUUGAUUCCAGAUUGGAAAGAAAGAGGGGCACCUAUAAAAACAGCUGUUAAAUCUGAUAAAUUUGCCUACUUAACAGAGAAGAAAAGGAUCCCGAUUCCCAUAUUUAAAGGUUUACCUAUGUAUAAUCAUGGUAACUACAUUGUGAGAUUAGGAAAUGUAGUUCGAUGGCUUGGUCAACAGGCUGAAGAAUUAGGAGUUGAGAUUUAUCCUGGAUAUGCAGCUAGUGAGGUCUUAUUCCAUGAAGAUGGGAGUGUCAAAGGUAUUGCAACAAAUGACGUUGGUAUUUCAAAAGAUGGGUCUCCAAAGGAAUCAUUUGAAAGAGGAAUGGAGCUUCAUGCUAAGUGUACUAUAUUUGCUGAAGGAUGUCAUGGUCAUUUAAGCAAACAAUUGUAUAAGAAAUUUAAUUUAAGAGCCAACUGUGAACCACAAACAUAUGCCAUUGGUUUGAAAGAAAUAUGGGAAGUUGAACCAUCUAAACAUAAGCCUGGAACAGUUGAGCACACUGUUGGAUGGCCAUUGAACUACAAAACAUAUGGAGGAUCAUUUUUAUAUCAUCUUGAUGAAGGUGCUCCUCUUGUUACUGUUGGUUUUGUGAUUGGUUUAGAUUACAAUAAUUCAUACAUCAGCCCUUUUCAAGAAUUUCAGAGGUUUAAAUUACACCCUUCAGUUAGACCUCUGUUUGAAGGAGGAACUCGUAUUGCAUAUGGAGCAAGAGCUCUAAAUGAAGGAGGAUUCCAGAGCAUUCCUAAACUUACAUUUCCGGGUGGAUGUCUAAUUGGCUGCAGUCCUGGUUUUAUGAAUGUGCCUAAAAUAAAAGGGACACAUAAUGCUAUGAAGAGUGCCAUAAUAGCUGCAGAAACUGUUUAUGACCUCAUCACUUCAGAUAACGUAGAAUCAGCAACAACUGCUCCUGAACCUGUAGAAUAUGAAAGGAAACUUAAGGAGAGUGAUGUUUGGAAAGAACUGAAAUCUGUUCGGAAUAUUCGACCCUCUUUUCAUUCUCCUCUGGGUGUUUAUGGGACAAUGCUGUAUACUGGCAUAUUCUAUUAUUUAGGAAGAGGGAAAGAACCUUGGACAUUAUCACAUCACGGUGCUGACUAUGCUAAACUAAAGCCUGCAUCCGAAUGUAAACCUAUAGUAUAUCCAAAACCUGAUGGUGUUAUAACUUUCGAUUUAUUGUCAUCUGUAGCACUGACAGGAACAAACCAUGUAGAUCAGCCACCUCAUUUAACUUUAUUAGAUGAUUCUGUUCCUGUUGAAAGAAACUUGAAAAUUUUUGAUGGGCCAGAGCAGAGAUUUUGUCCUGCUGGUGUCUAUGAAUAUGUGCCUACAGAAAAUGAUGAUGGAAAACGCUUGCAGAUUAAUGCACAGAACUGCAUUCAUUGCAAGACAUGCGACAUUAAAGAUCCUAGCCAGAAUAUCAAUUGGGUUACACCUGAAGGUGGAGGAGGACCAGCUUAUAAUGGAAUGUAAAUUCCAUAGAAUUCAUAUAUGAAGUGUUCUUCCCAUGCAAAAUAUAUUUUAAAAUAUUUUUUUGCAUAAAUUUGUAUUUUUAAUAAGUUAUUAUAAGUGUUAAUUAAUGACUAUAAAAUGAUAUGGUUUAAAAUCAAAAUCACCAUAUAAAAAGGAAUAAAUUGAUGAUAUUCUCUGAUAAUGAAUGUAUAUAUUAUCAUUCAUCUAAUAUUGUUUUCAUCGAGAAAUUACUUAUAAGUGUUACUUAAACUUUGCAGUAUGUCUAAACUACAAUCAUAUUAAAAGUUAUAAGUGUUAAUUAAUGACUAUAAAAUGAUAUGGUUUAAAAUCAAAAUCACCAUAUAAAAAGGAAUAAAUUGAUGAUAUUCUCUGAUAAUGAAUGUAUAUAUUAUCAUUCAUCUAAUAUUGUUUUCAUCGAGAAAUUACUUAUAAGUGUUACUUAAACUUUGCAGUAUGUCUAAACUACAAUCAUAUUAAAAUUUCUCUUGUAAAAUUAUUUUAUAUUACUUACCCCAAAACAAUACACAUUAUAAUUAGCAUUUAUUAACAGUCAAAGUAGUAAAUAAAACUAAUGAUAAAAAGUUUAAUAAAAAUUAAAUUCAUUUAUAGGCGUGGAUAUAUUAAAAAAAAGUAAAGCAGAGAACAAUUCAAUAACAUUAUAUUUUUCUUUGUAACAGGUAUUACAAAUUAUGUAUUCUUUAAAAGUGCAUAAUAGCAUGCAUGCUAAAAUUGUCCUUUUCUUUUUUGUAAUAAAACUGAGAUUAAUCAUAUUCUAAAAAUAAGAAAUAAAAUUAGGCAAAGAUUUUGAUUCUGGAUGUAUUUCAGAAAUUUCACACUAUAAAUUUUUGUUUUGCUAACAGACAUUUUACAUAACACUUGUUCUCUCAAUUAUUGGACAGCUAAAAUGUUUUGCAAAUUUCUUGUAACGUCUUUUACAUAUUUAAAACUCUUCAGACUAUCCUUAAGAUCUCCAGCAUGUUGUUCUAUUAUCUCUGUUUAUAUAUAUUUGGGAGUUCUAUAAAAAAAACUCCCAUAUGUAUAUAAACAGAGCAGCUGAAUGUGUGGUUUUUUUCAUCAACCAUAAGCAUAUGACUACUAUAAUUUUCAGAUAUCCACAAAUGAUUGCUGUUGCAAGUGAUAAGAAAUCAUAGAAGAUUCUAUUCAUCUUGUCAUCUAAUACUCAUAAUGUAGCCUGGCAAUUUUUAUUUAUUUCUUUAUGUUUGCAUGCAAGUAAACACAAUCAUAUUAUACCUAUAUUUUUUUAGGUAACAUCAUUUUCAAGUUUUGUGCGAUUUGGGCUUUUGCUUAUUUUCUAUUUACAUGGUGGAAAGGGAGCUCCAAGAUUUAAAGUAAUCUUAGCAUCUUAUCAGUGAGGUUUUAUAACUGAUUUACAGUUAAAAGGGGAAACACGUAUAGUAUCAUAUGUGGACAAAGUAUAUUAUAGUUCCAUUUAAUGCAUUUGCUGUUGAAAUUGUUUAGUGAUCCAUAAUUCGUUUUUGAUGUACAAAUAAUAAAAACAAUUUUUAAUAUGUGUUUUGCACAAGUGCAAUUACCAACUACAGUGCAAUAAAAAAACACUAAAACUGUUAUUAAACCCUUUUUUAUGUUUAAAAAAUUCAUUUAAGAUUUUUCUGAAUUAUUUAAAUAUUUAAUCUUACUAAAUAUAACUAAUUUUAGGUAAUCAAUUUUUCUACCGUAACUGCUAUUUGAAAACAUUGCAUAUUGUUUUUAUUGUACUCCUGAUAAAAAAAUGACCUUUUACACUUCAACCAAUAAGCUUAAAUGAUUUCUUUUAGACAAUUAUAAACAACUGGGCUUUUCUUUUUUCCUCUUUGCUUAUUCCGUUUCGAUGAAAAUAAGAGGACUACUAGUUUUUAAUUUCUCUUUCAUUGCUAAUUUGCAAUAAAUACUACCAGAAAAUUCAUAAAAUUAAGAAAUGUAUCAUUCAAAAUUUUAAUAUAUGUAAUAUAAAAAUAUAACAGAUGCAAGCAGUUU